CCUACACGCUUGCCUUUUCAACAGUCAUCAGCCUUUCUUUCUUGUCCUCUGCAACUGUCAAUCUCUCUCUCUCUCUCUCUCUGUAACUCUAAAACCCUAGUCUUCUCUUUCUCUCUCUAUCUCCACUUCAUCACUCACUCACACGUUCACUUUCUCUCUCUACUUCAUAUUCUCUCUCUCUCUCUCUCUCUCUCUCUCCUCGCUGCAACCUACAAAACCCUCACUUUCGCCAUGAUACUCGCUUGAUUCUUCCACUUUCUUAUAAAAACAAAAAUUACGAAAGGAAAAGAUCUUUAACAUCGCCGAUUUGUCACUUUCGGAAAUUUGAUUGGAUAAUCCGUUGUUAUUUGAUUAGUUUUUCAUCUUUUAUUGUUUUAAUUGUUUUUCUGUAAUUUUGUUGAGUUUGGUGAGAGUAGUGGGGGGUUUUGGUGAGAUCGGAGGGGGAGGAAUGGUCGUGGUGGCGGAGAAUGACGCUGGGGAUGACGGGAGGGACCUCACUGGUGGGCCCAAGUCGCCGUGGAAGACUCCGGUGGAUGCCAAGGCCGCCGCAGCCGCUGCAGACGCCCCGGUGAUGGGAGCCGACUCUUGGCCUGCGCUCGCAGACGCCCAGCGCCCGAAGAGCAAUCCGGAUGCAUCGAAAUCGCCUCCUUUAGCGGCGUCUGCGCCGCCGCCUCCCAAUGCCAAUGCGCCGCCCCCGGCGGCCGUGCAGGGAUCAGUUGGGCAGCAAAAGACAUAUGGGUCUGGAAAUUUUAAUCACUCACAUAAGCAUCCAUCGUCACGACAUCAAAGAUCAGGGUCUAAGCGCAAUCCAAAUGGUCCUGGUCCUUUUCCUGUACAUUUGCCUUAUCAUCACCCGCCAUCAAUGCCACAUGGUUUUCCUGCAAUGGUACCGGCACCACCACCUCCUGUGGUAAUUCCUGGGUAUGCAUACCCGCCAUUUCAUGCAACGGUGCCGAAUGUUGAUCCUCAUUUGGCGAAAUCUGGAUCUGAGACACCGAUGCAAAAUUUUGUGCCACCAAGUCAGCCUCCAAGGGGGGACCCACAUGUUUAUGGUAACUUUGCUACUAGAAGACCUAAUGCGCAGGAACCUGGGAACCAUUGGAAUUAUAAUUGGCAUCAUCAACAAGGAUUUAGUCCAAGGGACAACUUUCCCAUGCAACCGAGUGUUGGACCAAGGCCUUUAUUUAGACCUCCGUUUUAUGGUCCAACUCCAGGGUUUAUGGUUGCAUCAAGCCUUCCUGGACCUGGAUCUAUAUGCUAUGUACCAGUUGCACCACCAGGUGCAAUUAGGGGACCUCCUCAGUAUUUUGUUUCAUAUCCUUUAAGCCCAGGUCCUCCAGCAGUACCCCCAGAGACACUAAAUUUAAGGGCUCACAUAAUAAAACAAAUUGAGUACUAUUUCAGUGAUGAAAAUUUGCAGAAUGACCAUUACCUGAUCUCGCUGAUGGAUGACCAAGGAUGGGUUCCGAUAUCUACUAUUGCGGACUUCAAAAGGGUAAAGAAAAUGAGUACAGAUAUUCCUUUUAUCCUUGAUGCGCUGUAUGCUUCAAAUACUGUAGAAGUGCUGGGUGACAAGAUACGGAGGCGUGAUGAGUGGGCAAGGUGGAUUCCAGCUUCUGCAGAUUCUACGUUGACAUCAAAGCCCGUGACUCUCCAAGGACAACUAUCGCAGAAGCCAGCAUUUACGGGUAGUGAUGGCAAUGAUGAUAAUAAAAAGGAUACUUCCAAAGAAAAUGUUGAUUUGUCAAGAAAUGAUGAGAAAUCGGAGCACUUGUCAUUAAACAACAUAGAACAGGAGAGUCAUAAUGUUCUCACAAAUGAUGUUUCUCCAGCAGUUACGGGUGAAGAUGGCUAUUCAAUUGGGAAAUUAAAUUCUGAAUCAAACAAGUACUCGGAUCAUGCCACCAGUUAUUCAACUGGAAUUAGUUACUCACAGGUAACUGGAGGCAGAAAAAUCUCCUCGGAUCUUACUGCUAAGAAUCUUGAUGAUCUAUCAAAUGAUUUUGGAAACACAUUUAUGCUCGAUGAAGAACUGGAGUUUGAGCAUAGAAGGAUGAAGAAGGAUGAUCUGUCAUCAGUUAGAAGAAUGGACGAUGAAGAUGAUGAAAUCAUAGUCAACGAUCAGGAUGUCCAAAGACUUGUAAUUGUCACCCAGAAUAGUGUGAUCGGUGAAGUAUCUUCAACUGGAGUUACAGAAUCAAAACCCAUUUCCAAGGAGCAGGCUUCUACUAUAAGUGACGGUCUUUACUUCUAUGAGCAGGAACUAAAAACUAAGCGAUACAGUCGUAAAAAGAACAACUCUAGCUAUGAAAAUAAAGAAGGGAACUCAAGAUCUUUAAGCAGUGGUGUAGGAUUAUCAAAUUUAAGGCCUGGAGAAAAUUUUGCUGGAACCAGUGCUCUUGAUGAGUUUGGAAGUUCCAAUGCUCGAAAGAAGCAGAGUAAAACCUUUCAAAAGCAACAAUCAUCCCAUAAACAGCGUUUUUUUUCCAGCAACUUUAGGAACCAUGGAAGUGGUCGGAGCUCUCUAAGCAUCAUAUCAGAAAGCCCGCCAAGUAAAUCAGUUGGAUAUUUCUUUGGGUCUACGCCUCCUGAAAAUCAUGGCCCAAGGCCUUCAAAGUUGAGUGUUUCUCCACAUGGGUUUCUCUCGGGCAGUAGUCCACCGGUGGGUUCCAUGCCAAAGUCAUUUCCACCAUUUCAGCAUCCAAGUCACCAACUCCUUGAGGAAAGUGGUUUUAAACAGCAAAAGUACCUGAAGUACCAUAAGCGAUGCCUAAGUGACCGGAAGAAGUUGGGAAUUGGUUGCAGUGAGGAAAUGAAUACUCUAUAUAGAUUUUGGUGUUAUUUCCUUAGAGACAAUUUCGUACCUUCCAUGUAUAAUGAGUUUCAGAAAUUUGCUAGAGAAGAUGCUGCUGCUAACUAUAAUUAUGGAAUGGAGUGCCUUUUCAGGUUCUAUAGUUAUGGUUUGGAAAAGGAAUUUAAGGAGGGCCUAUAUAAGGACUUUGAACAGCUGGCACUUGAGUUUUAUCGUAAAGGCAAUCUUUAUGGCCUCGAAAAAUAUUGGGCAUUCCAUCAUUAUCGUGAACAACGUGGCCAAAAAGAGCCUCUACAGAAGCACCCAGAAUUAGAUAGGUUGCUUAGGGAAGAAUACUGUUGCUUGGAUGACUUCCGUGCGAAAGAGAGAAAUUCUGCCUCGAGAGAGGAUACCCAUUAGCCAUGCCUACUGUGGUGCCAUUAAAAUGGAAUCAAUUUUGAAGGACAGUUCUGCCAGCUUGAUAAGGAUUUGGAAGUUCACAGCCUAUUUUUUGAUUUGGAGGCAAAGCGAAAGAUGGUUUUUGUAAUCAUAAUAUAUUGAUGGGAAUUAUUUACCACCUCUUUGAGAGCUGCCGACUGCUGAGUUUUUUCUUGAAGGUUUUCCUUGCUCCCAGGUAUGCCUUUUGUUCGAGUUAUCUCCGAGCUUGGAGAGGUGCAGAUGAUUUUACUCACUGUGAUCCUUCUUCGGAUUAGAACUUGUAAAUAGCAAAUGAAAAAAAAAAAACAAAAAAAGGAAAAUUACCUCCCCCAAAAAAAGAAAAGAAAAAACGAAACUUGUAGUUUAGACAUUGUGAAAAUGAAAUAAGAGAUUAAGAAUCUAAUUUGUUUUUGUUAAUUCAGCAGUCA
Messenger RNA from Morus notabilis, 3657 nucleotides. Its product is annotated as la-related protein 1A. The coding region runs from base 449 to 3211 and encodes 920 amino acids. The transcript is spliced from 14 exons. Lineage: Eukaryota; Viridiplantae; Streptophyta; Magnoliopsida; Rosales; Moraceae. Gene Ontology annotation, molecular function: RNA cap binding. The record is from RefSeq and is a predicted model, not a curated record. Gene Ontology annotation, biological process: mRNA stabilization.